Messenger RNA from Ochlerotatus camptorhynchus, 1096 nucleotides. RefSeq names its product Electron transfer flavoprotein beta subunit (gene Etfb). Gene Ontology annotation, molecular function: electron transfer activity. The record is from RefSeq and is a predicted model, not a curated record. The coding region runs from base 162 to 926 and encodes 254 amino acids. Lineage: Eukaryota; Metazoa; Arthropoda; Insecta; Diptera; Culicidae. Gene Ontology annotation, cellular component: mitochondrion. Gene Ontology annotation, biological process: fatty acid beta-oxidation using acyl-CoA dehydrogenase; amino acid catabolic process. The transcript has 2 exons.
GUGUUUUCGUAGUACUGUCGUAUAGUCAGUUGUGUCUGUGUCGUUACUCAAUCUACUGCAGAGGACUUCUCGGAUUGCCGUUUUGAUCCACGACUCCUUCUCCAUCAACACAACUAGUUAAUUGAGUAAUAAGUCCCGGUUCUAGUGAUCCCAUAGCAGCCAUGUCUCGUGUUCUGGUUGGAGUCAAGCGAGUGAUCGAUUAUGCCGUCAAGAUCCGCGUCAAGCCGGACAAAUCCGGAGUAGUGACCGAGGGCGUCAAGCACUCGAUGAACCCCUUCGAUGAAAUUGCCGUCGAGGAAGCGGUCAAGAUGAAGGAGAAGAAGAUCGCCUCCGAAGUUGUGGCCGUCUCGGUAGGGCCAACUCAAUCGCAGGAGGUGCUCCGUACCGCUCUGGCCAUGGGAGCCGAUCGUGGCAUUCACAUCGAAAUUUCCGGAAAGGACUACGAGCUGCUACAACCCAUCCAUGUGUCGAAAAUCCUUGCCAAGCUGGCUCAGGAUGAGAAGGCCGAUCUGGUGAUCCUUGGAAAGCAGGCGAUCGAUGACGAUUGUAACCAAACUGCCCAGAUGACCGCAGCUCUUCUGGAUUGGCCCCAGGCUACCUUUGCGUCCAAGGUCGAGAAGACCGGCGACGGUUUGACCGUGGUUCGCGAGGUCGACGGUGGUCUGGAGACGAUCAAGACCAAGGUUCCGGCCGUGAUCAGUGCCGAUCUGCGUUUGAAUACUCCCCGCUAUGCUACGUUGCCGAACAUCAUGAAGGCCAAGAAGAAGCCGAUCAAGAAGAUGGUACCGAAGGAUCUCGGUGUGGACACGACUCCCCGUAUCGAGGUGGUCUCGGUCGAAGAUCCCCCGGUUCGUCAGGCUGGAUCGGUCCUGCCUGAUGUGGAUACUCUGUUGAGCAAACUGCGCGAUGGUGGACAUAUCAAGUAGAAAAUUUGCAGGGAAGAGUUGAAGAUGUGGUAGUUUCGUAUUAUUCUUUUGUUUUGGAUCGACUUCAAGUGCAUUUGUCUUUUUUACGUACUAGCGUGAUCGUGCGAUCGAGCUGAGGAAAAUCUGUUGAGUUAUUGCGGUGCAAAUAAAGUUUGUAAUAAAAAUGAAAA